This is a messenger RNA of Spirodela intermedia, 969 nucleotides long. The record is from the annotation of a GenBank genome assembly. Lineage: Eukaryota; Viridiplantae; Streptophyta; Magnoliopsida; Alismatales; Araceae.
AUGGCGGCGUUGCUCUAUCAUGUGUUCUCCUUCGCAGCGCUCUUCUCGUACGGCCUGUACCACCUCGUAUCCGCCAGCCGCGCUCACCUCAAAUCUCAACAGCACCGCGACUAUGCCGCCCGGCCAUACCACCCCCUCCCGCUCCCGCCGCACGGCCAUCACGUUCUCCGCCAUCUUCCCAUCUACCUCGUUUUGCUUGCCCUCGUCCUCGCGGCCCUCAACCAGGUUCUAAUCGCUUCGUCUGCAGCCCCCGAUCCUCUCCUCCGGGGCCGGACCCCCGUCCACCGCCUCGCCGCCCUCCAGUCCACCGUCAUCAUCCUCCUGUUCCUCCUCAUUGCAGCCUCUCUCCUCGUCGCCCACUCCCGUCCACAUUUCCUCCACCUCCCACCGGACCUCUCCUUCCUCCUCGCCGCCCUCGCCUUCGGAUUCCACUCUGCCUCAUCCGCCAACUCAGCUGCGUCCUACGAUCACCCCGACGACCUCCCGGCCAAAUGCGAUGCAGUCGCCUCGACGGUCGCGGCUGCCUCCUCCGCUCUCUGCCUCUCCCUCGCUGUCUUCCCGAGGUUAUUCGUCGCCGAGCUCGCCCUCGCGGCAUCCGUUUCCCUUCAGGGCCUCUGGUCGCUCCAGACGGGGCUGUCGCUUUACGCCGAGGCCUUCAUCCCUGAGGGUUGCCACCGGCUGCUCGAUGUGGCGGCAGGAAUCGAGGGCUCCACAAAGUGCGAGCUCGAGGAAUCGCGACUCCGGGCGGCCGCGCUGCUCGACCUUGCGUUUGUGAUGCACACAAUCUUCGUCGCCGCGGUGGCCGUCCUCAUUUAUGCGGCGGUGGCGAGGGCAGUUGGCGUCGGACCUGGAUCCUUGAGAAAGAUGGGAUCGUAUGAGGUCCUCCCCACUGGAUCCUCUGGUGGCGCGCUCAACGACAUGGAUCAGGUCCAGAUGAAGGCCAUCGGCAAGAACGCGAUGCAGGCUUGA